UGUGUCUGCAUGCCUGAUAGGAUAAAUCCAACUUCUCCUCCAUUCUCUCUCUCUUUCUCUCUGCCUCCGCCACUCACACACACACAUACAGGUGCUGCUCUUUGGCAACCCUCACUCUCUCACACACACACACAAUCAAAACACACAAACUCAACAAAGGAUCUUAGUUGGUCCACUUUUCUGGUGCUGAGGAACCUGACAUUUUGCCUUCAUGGAGGAUUACCACAAACCUGACCAGCAGACAGUGCAGGCGCUGAGGAACAUUGCCAACCGCCUCCGAAUCAACUCCAUCAAGGCGACAACUGCAGCGGGCAGCGGACACCCAACAUCAUGCUGCAGUGUGGCAGAGAUCAUGCCUGUGCUUUUCUUCCACACCAUGAAGUACCGCUACGAUGACCCGCGUAACUUCAACAAUGACCGCUUCAUCCUGUCCAAGGGUCAUGCUGCUCCAGCCCUGUACUCCAUGUGGGUUGAAGCCGGCUUCCUGAAGGAGAGCGAGCUGCUCAGUUUGUGCCACGUUGACUCUACCCUGGAGGGCCACCCAACCCCUAAGCAGCAAUUUGUGGACAUAGCCACUGGCUCCUUGGGGCAGGGUCUUGGUGUGGCCUGUGGAAUGGCUUACACUGGGAAAUACUUUGACAAGUCCAGUUAUCGUGUGUACUGCCUGCUGGGGGAUGGGGAGAUGUCAGAGGGUGCUGUCUGGGAGGCCAUGUCGUUCGCCUCCUACUAUCAGCUUGACAACCUGGUGGCCAUCAUGGAUAUCAACCGUCUGGGCCAAAGUGACCCCGCACCCCUGCAACAUCACGUGGAGAAAUAUCAGAAACGCUGCGAAGCUUUUGGCUGGCAUGCCAUCAUUGUAGAUGGACACAGUGUGGAGGAGCUUUGCAAAGCUCUGAGCCAGCCACGUCAUCAACCCACUGCCAUCAUUGCUAAAACCAUCAAGGGCAAAGGCAUUCCAGCUGCAGAGGAUAAGCUGGGGUGGCAUGCCAAACCUCUGCCCAAAGACAUGGCCGAGAUGGUUAUGAAGGACCUGCAGAGCCGUAUCACGAACAGCAGCAAGCACCUGUACCCUCCAGCACCCACAGAGGACUCCCCGCCGGUCAGCCUGAGGAACAUCAGGAUGCCGAGCGCACCCAACUACAAGGCUGGAGAAAAGAUUGCCACACGGAAGGCAUAUGGGAUGGCAUUGGCCAAGUUGGGACGCUACAAUGAACGCGUUGUGGCCCUCGAUGGAGACACCAACAACCUCACCUAUUCAGAGAUCUUCAAGAAUGAGCAUCCUAACCGCUUUGUGGAGUGCUACAUCGCUCAGCAGAACAUGGUGAGUGUUGCCAUGGGAUGUGCUGCCCGUGAAAGGAAUGUUGUCUUUGCCAGCACUCUGGCUUCCUUUUUCACCCGCGCCUACGACCAGCUCCGCAUGGCAUCCAUCUCAGAAAGCAACAUCAACCUGUGUGGCUCCCAUUGCGGCCUGUCCACCGGAGAGGAGGGCCCCUCUCUGAUGGGUCUAGAGGACGUGGCUAUGUUCAGGGCCCUUCCCACAGCAACCAUUUUCUAUCCCAGUGACGGUGUGUCUACAGAGAAGGCUGUAGAAAUGGCUGCAACCACAAAGGGCGUUUGCUACAUCCGAACCAGCCGCCAAGACAGUGCCAUCAUCUAUAACAGCAACGAGGACUUCCAUGUUGGACAGGCUAAGGUGGUGUACCAGAGCAAAGAUGACCAGGUGACUGUAGUGGCAGCUGGUGUGACUUUGCACGAGGCCCUGGCUGCAGCUGAACAUUUAAAGAAAGAGAGAAUCUCUAUCAGGGUCAUUGACCCCUUCACAAUCAAACCACUGGAUGUCAAAACCAUCAUCGACCACACACGCGCCACCAGGGGAAGAAUCCUCACUGUGGAAGACCACUACUAUGAAGGUGGCCUUGGAGAGGCAGUGUGUUCAGCAAUGGUCAAUGAGUCUGGCUUCAAUCUGCAUCGCCUGGCUGUGUCCCAUGUCCCUCGCAGUGGCAAACCUCAUGAGCUGCUCAAGAUCUAUGGCAUCGACCGUGACGCCAUCGCCCAGGCCGUCCGCAAAAUGCUUAGCAGCUCCACCAAUGCCAAGUAACUUUCUCCCUGCCCCACCCACCCAUUCUGAUCACACCCCUGCAGAUUAAGAUAAACAAGUAUUUUUUUUUUUUAUUCACAUGACACCCAGCUCUUUAAAUUCCUUCACUGUGAAUGCCCCUAAG
Messenger RNA from Dicentrarchus labrax (European seabass), 2222 nucleotides. Its product is annotated as transketolase-like. The transcript is spliced from 14 exons. Gene Ontology annotation, cellular component: endoplasmic reticulum membrane; extracellular exosome. The record is from RefSeq and is a predicted model, not a curated record. Gene Ontology annotation, molecular function: transketolase activity; thiamine pyrophosphate binding. Bases 212 to 2098 code for a protein of 628 amino acids. Lineage: Eukaryota; Metazoa; Chordata; Actinopteri; Moronidae. Gene Ontology annotation, biological process: ribose phosphate biosynthetic process; pentose-phosphate shunt, non-oxidative branch.